This is a messenger RNA of Etheostoma cragini (Arkansas darter), 5325 nucleotides long. Its product is annotated as FERM domain-containing protein 5-like. Gene Ontology annotation, cellular component: cytoskeleton. The coding region runs from base 450 to 2180 and encodes 576 amino acids. The transcript is spliced from 15 exons. NCBI's taxonomy places the organism in Eukaryota, Metazoa, Chordata, Actinopteri, Perciformes, Percidae. The record is from RefSeq and is a predicted model, not a curated record. Gene Ontology annotation, molecular function: cytoskeletal protein binding.
CGACGAACCCCAGCCUAUCGGAAUUUCGGCUCCAGUCGUUAACUCUGUGAAGGCAGCAUCUCAGGAAUUGCAUCCGUUGGCUGACAAUCUCGCCACUCACCGCCCGCCCAUGAAGCAUUCAGAGCGGCAUGGCAACGGCGGCGAGACAAGGGGAGGAGGUGUGGUGAGGGUGGUUGCCAGUCUAACCGGACCAGAGAGAGUGCAGCAGCAGUAGCACUAUUUCUACUCUUCGCUGACUCAAGAAACGCACCGUGUGGGACCUCGGCCAGUCAGCACACACACACUGAUAAAACAAUGCACCAGCGCCGCCGCUCCGCACAGUCGCUGCCGCUGACCAGGUGUUGGACUAAACAACAGGGACGUCAUUAACGUGACAUAAGAUACAACUUGUAUGUAGCCUAUGUGCUGUGCGCCCUUUUCCCCGGUCCCGUGCACAGACGAUCGUGAAGAUGCUGAGUCGACUGAUGAGCAGCAGCAUCAGGAGUCUGGACAGGGAAUGCAAUUGCACUGUGAGGCUGCUGGACGACUCGGAGUACACCUGCACGAUUCAGCGGGAUGCCAAGGGACAAUACCUGUUUGACCUCAUCUGCCACCAUCUCAACCUGCUGGAAAAAGACUACUUCGGCAUUAGAUAUGUUGACCCAGAUAAGCAGAGGCUACAGUUGCAUUGGUUGGAGUUUACAAAGUCUAUUGCCAAACAAAUUAAAUCCCAGCCUCCAUUCACCAUGUGUUUGCGUGUCAAGUUUUACCCGCCAGACCCCGCAGCCCUAAAAGAGGAAAUCACCAGAUAUCUUGUCUUCCUGCAGGUUAAGAGGGAUCUCUACCAUGGUCGCCUUCUGUGCAAGACAUCAGAUGCUGCUCUGUUGGCUGCCUACAUAUUACAAGCUGAAAUUGGUGACCACGACCCUGGGAAACACCCAGACGGCUACAGCUCCAAGUUCCAGUUCUUCCCCAAGCACUCAGAGAAAUUGGAGCGGCGGAUUGCUGACAUCCACAAGACUGAGCUAAUAGGUCAGAGUCCUGAAACGUCAGAGCUCAACUUCCUCCACAAGGCUCAGAUGCUGGAAACGUACGGAGUGGACCCUCAUCCAUGCAAGGAUGUGUCUGGCAACCCAGCUUUUCUGGCCUUUACUCCUUUUGGAUUCACUGUGCUACAAGGAAACAGGAGGGUCCAUUUACUGAAAUGGGAGGAGGUGACCAAACUCAAGUUUGAAGCAAAGACAUUCCAUAUAUAUGCAAAUCAGACGGAGGAUAGGAAGAUCAUACUGACAUACUUUGCACCUACACCUGAGGCCUGUAAGCAUCUUUGGAAGUGCGGAGUGGAGAAUCAAGCCUUCUACAAGUUGGAAAAGUCGAGUCAAGUUCGCACUGUGUCCAGUAGUAACCUCUUCUUCAAGGGUAGUCGCUUUAGAUACAGUGGAAAGGUUGCAAAAGAGGUAAUGGAACAAAGCGCCAAAAUUAAGAGAGACCCCCCUGAGAUACACAGAGCUGGCAUGGUGCCAAGUAGGAGCUGUCCUUCCAUCACUCACGGCCCUCGUUUGACCAGUGUGCCCAGGACCCGACGAAGAGCUGUGCACAUCUCCAUCAUGGAGGGUCUGGAGUCCCUUCGUGACAGCGCCCACUCCACACCUGUGCGAUCCGUCUCCCAUGGCAGUUCCUUCAUGUCUUCUCGGGGCCACAUGAUGGAUGGCAACGAGGCAAGCACGUCAGCAGUCAUCUCAGAUGAGGCCUACAGCCCCUCCGACAGCGUGCUGCCAACACCUAUGGCCGAACACGGGAUGGAGAUGCCUUUGGCUCGUCACCUUAACGGUGCCCCCUGCAGCAACGAGGAGAAGGAGUCGGAGGCAGGCACGUCGAAGGAUGGCCACCCAGCAGAUUUUUCUUCCGGCAGAAGAGCACUGCGUAUUGUCAGGGGCAGGUCAUCACCACCGAGCGAUGUGGAGGAGCUGAACAAGUUCAUCCUGAGUGUGUUGCGUCUGUUCCUGGUUACCAUUGGACUGCUGUUCGCCCUGCUGCUGCUCCUCAUCAUGCUGACAGAGUCAGACCUGGACAUUGCCUUCCUGAGAGACAUCCGCAAGACACCUGAAUUCCAGCAGUUCCACUUUGAAUACUUCUGCCCUCUGCGACGUUGGUUUGCCUGUAAGUUACGGUGGAUGGGAGGUUUCCUCAUCAGCAACUGAAGCAGAGAUUGAAUGACAACAGGCUUCUACUGAUAAAUAUGGGACACAUACUGUACAACGGAGAGGGUUGGAGGAAGAGAGAUGGCAGCCCUUUCCUAAUAUCAACCAAGUUUUUCCCAAGUUCCUGUCACAAGCCAAGGACUGUCCCCUUAAGAGCCUUGAUUAUUAUGUUUGACCAUCACUGCGAGCAAAGGAAAUCACAUUUUAAUUCAGGUCAUUUCAAGACAUUUUAUUUUUACACAAAGCCACAACAUCAGGGUUAAAUUCAAACAGUGAAAGGGACAAGCAAGUCUGACAGACUUCACUUAGUUUACCACAGAUGAUAGUUGCCUUUAUUUUUGUAUUAAUUGAUGUGUUGCAACAUUAUUGUAAGACAGAAUGACCCGAUGUGUUGGGAUUUGUGUUGUGAAACCUGAGAGAUUGAGUUCAAGUUUUGAAAGAAGAUGAGAGCCAGUCUAGCUCAUCUGAUUUUCAUAUUUCAAAGCCAACAUCAACAAUCAUGAUAACAUGUUAUUAUGGUCAUGGCGAUCAUGCGAUGAGAUUUUCUGUUUUGAGCUGUACCAGUAUCUGUAUCUGGGGGUUGGAGGAAGUGUGAAAUGAAAAACUAAGCAGCACUUACUGAAUGUAGAUUAGUCCUCCAGAGUCAAAUAACAUUUGCAAAUUAUUUGUUUUCUAAAAUAUUUAGACAUAAAUGGAAUUUGCCAUGUAGAGCAAUACGUGAGUGUUCAGUGACAGAAAGAUAGAAUCCCUAGAGGUUCUAGAAUCCCAAUUUAAAGAAUAGAAACACUGAGCACACUUUUAGAUGAUUGACAACUUCUUGACUUUCCUGUAUUGUCAUGAUGUGGUAUACAACCUAACAUAUGGACUAUUUAAUUUAACCAAAUGCUAAGAAUCAGUUGCAGUCACUAUUUGACCCAGGAGUGAUGUGGGUGCUGCUCAGAUGGUGUCAGAUGGCUUGAAUAAGUGUAACUUAGUUUGUGGUCCAGUGUGCUUACGUUCCCAUUUUUGUCCAGCCAUUAGAACACCAAUAAAGUUUUAUUGUCCAAUAACUAAUACUAAAACUGUAAUUAAAUUACAGAUAAUUGUAAGGAUAUAAGUAAUUAAUGGAGGUGGUAGGUUUACAGAUUUUAUAAAAUAGCAGCCAAAUAAUUAAGAUAUCUACAAUCAACUUCUGUGUGUAAGGAACAGUUGCUUUGCCGUAGUUACUUAUAGGAUAGUUGAAAAGGUAAUGGUACUAUGUGAGCUAGUGCUGUAGUGACAGUAAAGUGGUUAGUUCUUUGAGUUCCACACUCUGUAGAACGAGUUUUUCAAUGUGCAAUACUGUUAAUAUACAAACAAGAUCUUAUCCUUUACUUUUGUAAAGUACAACAACUUGUGCAAUUUUCCCACAGUAUUCAGUUAAGAGAGCUUGUUUUUGAUUCAUGUUGAGUUAAAAGGUCAUAUGUUUGUUUAACCUUGCUGUAUUCAAAUAUAUGCAUUUAUCUGUAAAGGUGGAAUAUUUAGAUCAUGUUUCCAUUUCUGUACCAACCGAUGUCACAUUAACAGUUUUCCUCACCGCGACUUUUAAUGGACUUAAAGCAUUGUUAUUCUUUUUUUUUACGGUGGAUGUAUAGUUUUCAGCUUACAAGAGAGACUAAGACAAGUCAUGUUUACGCCCAACUGCUAUGUUCAUCACACCUACCAAAGAAUCCUCUGUUGUCUAAUAUUUCUGUCAGUUUGAGUCAACAGAUGGAAACUAAUAGUCUGCUCUCCUUCUCCAGCCUUAGUAUGCACGUUAUUUCCCAGGUUAGCCUGCAUUGCAACUUUACAGCCCAGAGCGAUGAACAGCAUUAUUUAAACUACACAGUUUGAGACAGUUAACUAUUGGACCUCUCAACAAGCCUACAACUACGUGGACUAGGGUAAAUGUUGGUGUAAUUCAAGACUAAUCAACAGGUAUCUAUCAUUCCUAAAUUAAAUUUGGAUGCAAUAUUCAUGCACCAAUGGGACGAAUGAGGAAUGGUUAGGACAUUCAUUACCUGAAGGGUUAAGGAGGCUCCUAUAGGCACUUUGGAAAGUUAAUCUAUAAAUACUAAAAUAUUAAAAUCUGCAGGUUAAAAGUUUGAGAUUCAUUUGAGAAACCUGUAGUACCGGACUUCAAAUUUAGAUUUUGUACGGUAAUUGACAUUUUUUAACUUCAGAAUUGGUUAAAUAACCAGAAGUAGUAUUGAUUCCAAAUUUUCUUUUAGUUCAGAGUUGGAUGAGUUAGACAAAAAUAUUGAAAUUGUGGUUGGUUUUUUAAAAACUUAAUUACUUGCUUGCUAGUUUUUGAUCAAUCGUAUUAUAAGAAAGGUCACUUUGAGGCAGAAAAUGUACUUUUGACUUCCUAUAAUUUGAACUUUAAAGUCUCAUUUUAUGUUGUUUGUUUGUCUAUGAACCUACCAACAUAAUUUGAGCAAUAAAUAUAAAUGUAAUAAAUUUCAAUAUCCAUGAACUGCAAAUUAAUGUUCGUCUUUCUGCUAGGCGUUCAAAUGUCUUUUUAAUGGUAAAGGUAAACGUCCUGUAGAUGUGUGAAGGGAAUGCUGAUCACUGUUUCUGAUUACCCACUGUGGUAGGUCACUCUCUCCUGUAAAUCCUGUUUGAUUGUUGCCUAAUCCUAGACUGCUUCCUUGACUUAUUUUUAGAGAAACAAAAGUACAUGCAAGUUUACUUGUAAACAUACUUGUUGAUGAACUGAAUACCUGACAGACACAUUUUUACUUAACUCUGAACAGAUUUUACCAAAACGAAAGUGGAGCAGUUUGUAUCUAACCAAUAUAAAAAAAAAAAACAGAAGUGGCAUAUUCCACCACUUAUUUCUUUUUGCAAGGCAGUUAAAUAUAUUUUUUGUAAUGUUAAAAUCGGUUUCAAAUAACGUGAACGGAUGAACAGGGAUGGCAGUACCACUGACAGCCAACUCUCGUAUUCAUUUCACCUAAUCAUGUAAACAGGAAUAAGGUCUCUGAUGUGGUCUUACUGUAAGCUUCUUUCCUGUACCAUGGCAUUGCACAUGGAAAUGUCUGUAAGCAUGUGUUCUGCAUUUAUUACCUCCAAACAAGACUGCUUAUUUCCAAUCACUGACUUCAGACUGGUGUACUUUAUUUAUGAAUAAAUAAAUAAGCUAUUA